Molecule: messenger RNA, 12730 nt
Organism: Coregonus sp. 'balchen'
Lineage: Eukaryota; Metazoa; Chordata; Actinopteri; Salmoniformes; Salmonidae
Source: the annotation of a GenBank genome assembly
UGGCCCUUUAAGAAUUAGGCUACAGUGGAGCGGUCCUCUAAUCACAUUUCAACGUGAAAUCGUCUGGUACACAAUUUUACUGUUUAUUGUACCGAAUCGCAUAACCCAAGGUAUUUGAUGUCGUUCGCAAGCGAAUAAGACUACGGCCAAGAAAAUGAUCUGCAUUUUAUUGGUAGCUGGCCAUGGCACUGUUCUAGAAACUCAGAUAAAGGUAAGUUGUUUAUGUGAGCAGACGAGGUUUGGGUGCAGAGUUCGCGUACAUGGUUGGUUCAUUUCACAACACAAGCAGGUCAAUGCACACAAAAACAUACACUGCACUUCAAUAAUACCAAAUCAGACUUACCGUCGCACAAGGUAGGCUAACUACUAAAAUAAUGCAAAGAUUUAGUUUAUUCGUGAAGAUAACUUUUUCUCAGGAAGAAAAAUGUAUGUUCAAUGACACAACGUUCAGUCAGUCUCGGAGUGUUACAUAGAGUGCAUUCGGAAUGUAUUCAGAUCCCUUGACUUUUUCCACAUUUUGUUACGUUACAGCCUUAUUAUAAAAUGGAUUGAAUUGUUGAGGUCCUGAGCAUUCUGGAGCAGGUUUUCAUCAAGGAUCUCUCUGUACUUUGCUCCGUUCAUCUUUCCCUCGAUCCUGACUAGUCUCCCAGUCCCUGCCGCUGAAAAACAUCCCCACAGCAUGAUGCUGCCACCACCAUGCUUCAUGUACCAGGUUUCCUCCAAACGUGACACUUGGCAUUCAGGCCAAAGAGUUCAAUCUUGGUUUCAUCAGACCAGAGAAUCUUGUUUCUCAUGGUCUGAGAGUCCUUUAGGUGCCUUUUGGCAAACUCCAAGCGGGCUGUCAUGCCUUUUACUGAGGAGUGGCUUCUGUCUGGCCACUCUACCAUAAAGGCCUGAUUGGUGGAGUGCUGCAGAGAUGGUUGUUCUUCUGGAAGGUUCUCCCAUCUGUGACCAUUGGGUUCUUGGUCACCUCCCUGACCAAGGCCCUUCUCCUCGAUUGCUCAGUUUGGCCAGGCGACCAACUUUAGGAAGAGUCUUGGUGGUUUCAAACUUCUCCCAUUUAAGAAGUCGCUCUGGAUAAGAGCGUCUGCUAAAUGACUAAAAUGUAAAAUGUAAUAAUAAUGGAGGCCACUUUGUUUUUGGGGACCUUCAAUGCUGCAGACAUUUUUUGGUACCCUUCCACAGAUCGGUGCCUCGACACAAUCCUGUCUCGGAGCUCUACGGCCAAUUCCAUCGACCUCAUGACUUUUAUUUUAUAGACAGGUGUGUGCCUUUCCAAAUCAUGUCCAAUCAAUUUAAUUUACCACAGGUGGACUCCAAUCAAGGAUGAUCAAUGGAAACAGGAUGCACCUGAGCUCAAUUUCGAGUCUCAUAGCAAAGGGUCUGAAUACUUAUGCAAAAAUGUCUAAAAGCCUGUUUUCGCCUUGUCAUUAUGGGGUAUUGUGUGUAGAUUGAUGAGGGAAAACAUGUAUUUAAUCCAUUUUGAAAUAAGGCUGUAAUGUAACAAAAUGUGGAAAAAGGGAACGGGACUGAAUACUUUCCGAAUUAGGUCUCUUUUUUCCUAUUCACCUUUAUGACUGUAAGGCAGGCUGAGGUGUGUGUGUGUGUUUGAGAGCGAGGGAGAGAGAGAUAACUGGUCACUAUGCUAUAGGCCUGCUGAAAUAUGUCCAAGUAUCAACACCUUUUUGGGGAAUAUUAGUUCUAAGGUGUGCAACAACUGCCAAACCCACAUCCCUUCACUCCUUUUUUGUCAAUUCUCUAGAAUGAUGUCACAGGUUUGUAUGGACAGCUGACUGGGGUGCCAAAGGCAUUGUUGCCUGGGAUAGGAGGAAAGAAAAUCCUGGACUUCUGGUGGGAGACGGUGAACACGUGAGUUAUCAGUGAAAUUAAUGACUGUCGACUGCCCUUACAGUUUUCCUGUACUACAUGUCUUAUACUCAGUCCCAGUUGGCAUAAUUACAUAAUUGAAUCCCUUUAACCUUGGAAUAUGUAUUUCUCUCCAGGCGGCAGUUGUUCAGUGAGGUCUAUCUGGUCACAAAUGCAGACAAGUAAGUACAGUAACAUGUAGUAACAGUAUUGACACUUACUGUAUUUCAUCAUAACAGACUGAACUGAUCCUGCGUCCCAUGUAUUCACAUUUCAGCCAAUUGUAUUGGGAGUUGUUGUCCUAUGACCUGGGAAGGAUUGAUUAUAUAAUAUGCCAUUUAGCAGACGCUUUUAUCCAAAGCGACUUACAGUCAUGUGCGCAUACAUUUUUACGUAUGGGUGGUCCCGGGGAUCGAACCCACUACCCUGCCGUUACAAGCGCCAUGCUCUACCAAUUGAGCUACGGAGGACCACUUACUGCUUAGCUGUUCACCUAUGUCUCCCAUUCCAGGUAUAAGCACUAUGAGCGCUGGGCAACGGCCAAUGACUUCCCUGUGGAGAAUGUAGUGAACGACGGCAGCACCACCCUCGAGGGCCGGCUUGGAGCAGUGGCUGACCUGGAGCUCGCCAUCCGCAGCCGCAAGCUGCAAGACGAUGUCAUGGUGGUAUGGCACGGCACUGAUCCUAGACGUCACUUCAUUAUCAUUUUAUAAUUUCCUAAUUGUGUGGAUUGAAAUGUUCCAUUGUGUGGUAAUUAUUUUCCAAACUGUGUUUGUGGACAGAUUGCAGGGGAUAUGCUCUGUGCAGACCAGAACUUUGAUAUUGCUCAGGUUCUCCGCUUCUUCAAGUCCAAGGUAAGAUAACAUACUGUAUGUGCUCCUUCUGGUGAAUAACAACAUAUACCUCACCUCUGAGAAACUGUAACCACACUCAUAGUGGAGUAGGUUUUUGGCCUUGUUUACAUGUUAGUAUCUCUGUCUUUGACAGCCUGGAGAGCUGGCCAUAUACUAUGAGCUGGAGGAGGGAGAGAAGAGCAGCUCCAGGGGUAUAGUGGAGGUAUGCCCUGAGACCCACAGGUAGGUAACAGGGAAAAAAUUAUCUGUGGCAGAACUUAUCUUGAUACCAGUAUAUUGUUGAUAGCAGUACUCCCAUUUGAUCACUGUAUGGGUAAUUUGCCACCAACAGAAAAGCCUAAAAGCUUGGGUAUCUCUGUGUAUUUUAGGAUAACUCGCUUCCUUGAGAAGCCACAGGAGGGUGUGACAGCAUUGCGUCUGGCCAGUGUGGUGUUCUACUGCCUUCGCAAAGCCACACUGCCUUACCUCUCAGAUUUCCUCACCCUGCAGCCGCAAGCCCAAGACAGGACCUUCGGCAGGUUCUGGGUCAGUAAAGACUGUGAACAUGGGAAUAUUUGGGUUCAGUUCAGUUUUCAAUUCAGUGACUUCCGGAAGUGAAUUGAAAUUCAAUUCAUUAAUUGAAAAUUGCCUGUUAUUUUAUAUGAGCAUUUUGAAGUCAUGAUUUGAAUUUCAAUUCACUUUCUGAAUUGAAAGCUGGAUUGACCCCAACUCUGGUUAUUACUGUAUCGUUAGUACUGUCUAUCAAAUCGGUUAGCAACUAACACUCACAUCACGAGACUCCCUGUUUGUCUUUUCACCCAGGAGUGGAUCAUCAAUGAGGAGAAGUUACCUGUGUUUGGCAUGAAACUGCCCACAGGGUUCCAGCUCAUUGGACAAGUGGUGGGUUGCUUUUUCCCCCACCCAUACAGACUACUGUUGAGUUAACAUAAUAUGCUAAAUGACAAAUAGUGUGACUAUAGUGUAAGUUUCAGUUCAAGUUGUUAUGAAAUGAGAUAUGUAACUCUCCACUGGAGAGCAUGCAAAUAGAUUGACAGUCAUUUAAGCAUCACAAUAUAGUGGAAGGAAGGUGGUAUGACUAGAUGGUUAGCUCUAUUGGAAAGAGUGAUUUGAUGAUGAUAUAUAUUGGCGAUAUGCAUUUAUCUUCUGGAUAUCACAGGGGCUGUCAGACUACACCAAGUGGCUUGCCCACUAUUCUGCCCAGCAACAGCAAUUCCCUGCCAAACCUAUAACGUGCCGCUCAUACGCAAGGUAGACUGCACCGCUACAAAGACUUUAUGAUAAAUAGUAUUGAUGGGUUGUUCUCUCAGCUUUUGGACUCCAUCUUCAGUGAAUAUGUCCUUUCAGCGAAUGUGAUCUAACAUCAUCUUUCACUUCCUCAUAGAGUUGGACUGAUGGGGAAUCCUUCUGAUGGCUUCAAUGGGAAAACGAUUGCCAUGACCAUCUCCAACUUCUGGGCUGAGGUCACACUGAUGGAGAGCCAGACUCUGGUAACAGUCAGACUUGACUCCAGUUAAUAUACAGUACACGGCAGGACAAUACAAAAUGCGUAGUGUCAUCUCUGAUAAAACAUUUAUGUAUUCAACCAUAUAGAUGGUAUGAAUGAUAUGUUUGCUCUGUUUUCUUCAGGUUCUUAUGCCUCAUCCGCUCAAUGACCCGACUGAAUUUGGAAGCUUGCAGGAUCUGUACUGUAUCAGCCGUAAGGAGGGGUCAGUGUAAAAGCCCUAAUGCAACACAUACAUGCAGUAUAUUUAUAUGAUGAAUUCCCAAACCUUAUUGAAAUCGAUAUUGUUUUGAUCUACAGGUACUUGGGAGGUCUACGGUUACUCCAGGCUACCUGUAAAAAGUUUUACCAGUUCUGUUCAAAACAAGGGUGAGAAACAAUGUCAUUGGAGCCAGUAACAGCAAGUGCAGAUUAUUCGAUAACUCUGAUGUGGGGGGCUACAGCUGAAAAUUCAGAUUCUGACAUGGUUAAUGCUCAUUUGAGUCCCUGCAUACUUUCUUUGGCAGUAUCGCUUUGACAAAGCAGAACUUCACUCUCAAGUAUGAUACCAACAUUCCUCGCCAGGUGGUAAGUGUCUACACUACAGUCUCUCUAUUUAAAGGCCCACUCUGUGAUAUUUAUUAGGUGUUUUUGUUCAUUUGAAUUAAUGAUACCCAUUAACUCUUGAAGAAUAUCACUUAUAAAUGUCUCAUGAGCCUAGUUCAUGACAGUGUAUCCUGUGAAAGUCCCCGAGAGAUCUUUAUGAAUACUGUUUUCAAUUAUGUUAGGCCAAAAGGCUAGUGAUAAUGUUAGUGAUUGAUUUAGUUAUUAUUUCUCCCCUCCCUGCUUUGUUGAAGGGCCUGGCAGGAAGUAGGUAAGCGCUGCCUGGUGAACUAUUAUGUUUCUUCUAUAUUUUAUAGAUUAACCACAUACCAAUCAAUAUUUCUUCUGAGUCAUAUACUUUUGCCUUUUUUGGUCUUGUCAUCUUUUCUAGCUCAAACACCCUUUGUGUUCAUAAUUACGUUUCUGUCUAUUUAUACCAUGUUAUAACGUCUUAAUGUGUAUAAUUAAAUAAUGUCUUCUCUAACAGUGCAAUAGUGUCUGCCACCCUGAAGUGUCUGAUGAAAUUCUACAACAUCACAGAAAAUGUAAGAAGAAUAACAUGUUACUCUGGAGUUCACUCUAAUCAUGUGCCAAAAAAAACCUGUGUUUAGUUGUUUUGUUCUGUUGUUUGCCCUAGGAUCUUCCCAAACCCAUCAGGGCCAACUUCAUCCUCAACGUCGAGACGGAUGAACUCUUCAUCACUGCUGGUCUUCAGGACAGAGUUGUUCAGGUCAGCAAUAAAAAGAUAACACUCCCCUUUUCCCACUACUGAGCUGAGCCAAACCAAGCGGAGCUGUACUGUACUGUGCUGACCUGGUUACUGUAGUUGUUGUAAUUGUCCUGGAAAGGACAAUGUGAAAGGAAAAUAUCUCCAUAGUAGUUGAGCCUGUGCUGCACAGCUAAAGUUUUUUUCUGACAAAAAUUGUGUUUUCUUUUCAUUGCAGGUCUAUGAGGGCUUGGUCUACAUGGACUUUAGCAAACAACUGAUGGAUGAACAGGGCUAUGGUAUUUGAAAUGUGAAGUCUCAGUAGCUGUUAUAGCACAUAAACAUAUUUUAUGAACUCCUAUACAUAAUAAGGACUGCCAGUAUAUUAACGCUAAUAAUAAUGGUGAAUACAGCUGUGAGCAGCAAUGAACAGGGUUCACAGGAUGUCAGAAACGACAAGAUCAGUAUCAUAACAAAGCAAGCAUUAUAUCAUGUAGGAUCUAUCUUCCUUUAUGUGCAAUCUGUUUUUUUACAUUUUCUUUUUUUUGGUCAUUUAUCAGACGCUCUUAUCCAGAGCGACUUACAGUUAGUGAGUGCAUACAUUUUCAUACUGGCCCCCCAUGGGAAUCGAACCCACAACCCUGGUGUUGCAAGCGCCAUGCUCUACCAACUGAGCUACACGGGGGGCCUAUCAGUGAAAGCAUUACCAUGUUUCUCUCAAUACUACAAGGAUGAAGCAAGUGAAGUUAAGUCUAGUGCUGUAGGUUGGUUAUCUUGGAAUGCAGCAGGUAAUCAUACUUAAUGUAUUGAGUUUACCGUAUAUAUAAAUAUGAAUAUUUAUAAGUAUAUACACUGAGUGUGCAAAACAGUAAGAACACCUGCUCUUUCCAUGGUAUAGACUGACCAGGUGAAUCCAGGUGAAAGCUAUGAUCCGUUAUUGAUGUCACUUGUUAAAUCCACUUCAAUCAGUGUAGAUGAAGGGGAGGAGACUAGUUAAAGAAGGAUUUUUAAGCCUUGAGACAAUUGAGACAUGGAUUGUGUAUGUGUGCCAUUCAGAGGGUGAAUGGGCAAGACAAAAUACUUAAGUGCCUUUGAACGGGGUAUGGUAGUAGGUGCCAGGCGCACCGGUUUCUGUCAAGAACGGCAACGCUGCUGGGUUCUUCACGCUCAACAGUUUCCCAUGUGUAUCAAGAAUGGUCCACCACCCAAAGGACAUCCAGCCAACUUGACACAACUGUGGGAAGCAUUGGCGUCAACAUGGGCCAGCAUCCCUGUGGAACGCUUUCGACACCUUGUAGAGUCCAUUCCCGACGAAUUGAGGCUGUUCUAAGGGCAAAAGUGGGACGUGCAACUCAAUAUUAGGUGUUCUUAAUGUUUUGUACACUCAGUGUAUAUGCUCACUGCGCAAGCAGCAGGACUUCCAGUUUCUUAUUUUCCAAAAAUAAAAUAUCCACUUUUCACUACAAUCAGACCACAUAAUAGGGCAACAAUAUGUGAUUAUACAGAUAUACUAUUCACGAUAUUUAACAUUGUUCGUCUGCAUAAUUAAAAUCUAACAUUCAUUUGCAUGAGACAAAGUCCACUUGAUCAAUGGUUAUUGCUCUAGUAUCCUGGUGCCAAUGACAUCUAUAGUGCCACCAACUGGUCUGGUGCAGCCAUCCAAGGUUGCAGUGACUUUAUAUUCACACAGCUUCUAAGGACAUAUACAUAAGAUUUACAUACCAAAUGUCUUGGCCCCAUGUCCAUCGGUUCAGUUCUUAUAGCGCUGGUGUGAUAUGUUGCCGUCGAGUGGUGUGGCGUGGCCAACCUUGAAUGCAGCAACUCAUAAUUCAUUGAGUCUAUAUAUCAAAUCUUGAGUCAAUCUGACUUAUGGUUCAUGAGAAGAAGAUUUUCAAAGUAUUUUAUAGCAUUAACAUAUGUGCUAACGCGCAUCUAUAGGUACAGUGCGGCCAUAUUUGAAUUCAACAAAAAAAAUUCUCAAAACCAUUAAAGACUCAUAUAAUGAGAUAACAAUACCAAAUUCAGUGUGGUUAAUCUUAGGGACGUCCAUGAUAGCGACGACAAUUUUCAAGUUGAUAGGCCACUGUGGAGUUGAUUUACAGUGGUUUUAGGUGGAUGCAUAAAGUCAGAUGUUUGAUUUGUCAAUAGCUCAGCCAUCUUUUGACCAAUCCCUUAGCUUUUCUCAAACUAGUUAAGACGUAACACGGGCCUACAUUUCACAUUUGAUCUAUGGUUCAUGAGAAGAUUUUUUAAAAGUAUUUUUUACAUAUUGUAGCAUAUUAGCGUAUGUGCUAAUAUGCAUCAACUGUUAUAGUGUUGCCAUCUUUGAAUACAUCAACGUCAUUUCUCAAACUCUUUAUGGACUUGUGAUUUGGAGUGAAUCUUACUUUUAGUCGAUGAGAAUAUUUUGUAUUAUGAUUUUAAGCAUUAGCGUUACAAAGUCAAAAAAGUGUUAAUAGUUUCCUUAUUUUUUAAGAUAUCAAUGCCAAAUUUAGCAUGGUUCAUCAUAGUAAUGGCUUUGAUGACCCUAAAAUGUUUCAAGUUGAUAGGCCAUUGUUGAGUGGAUUUACGAAGGAUUUAAAUGGACACGUAAAAUCUCAUUUCCUGAUUUAUCAAUAACUCAGCCAUCUCUUAACUGAUCCCUUAUCUGUUCUCAAACUAAGUUAAGAGCUAGACCUAAAUACCGAAUUUGGUUCAUGAGAGGAAGUUCUUUAAAUAUUUUCUGAAAUUUCCAAGAUGGAGGCAAAUCUAUUCCGCUGGACCUUAUGGGUCCUUGAGGCAAAUUUGUUCAACAUGAGGAAAGACACCUACAUACAAAGAUUCAAGUCUCUAGGUCAAACCGGGUGACGGACAUUAGGGUGUAAUUGAGACUGCUUAUAAUAGUGCCACCUAUAGGCCAAUCGGUGCUAUUAUUUUUGAUCAAGUUACUCAUGGCCUCUAGUUUCGUUGUGCCAAAUUAGAAAAAAGUUACCAAUCUAUGCUUGAUAACUGAACCCCUGCAGGGGUGUCACUCAUUCCACUGAGGUUUUAGUUUUUUCCUUUUAAUUAAGACCUAGACAACCAGGUGACCUUAAUUCAUCAGUCAAGUACAAGGGUGGAGUGAAAACCAGCAGACACUCGGCCCUCCAUGGAAUGAGUUUGACACAUGCGGCCUAAUGAUUGAUUAAUGAUAAUGAUUUUUGAAAAGUAAUUAAUUUCUUUAGGGGUAUGUGAGUUUGUGCAAGCGUGUUUUUAAAGGCAGCUGUGCAUAUCUUUGUGCAUCCUCUUACAUAUAUCUCGAGCUGAACAUUUAUGUAUACAUUAUGUAACUGAGUUUACAAUUAACCUUUUACAUGUUCAUGUUUGUGUGUUGACUGUACACAGGGGAUUACAUUUCUAUGGACAUGAGCAGCCUGCCACCGUUCUGGUUAGCUUAUCUGAGUGAUCCCAGUGACUCUGGUCGGAUUCACAGCAACGUCAGACAGCGCUGGCUCAAUGGUAAGACACAUACACACACACACACACACGGUAAGCUCGGUUGGCAGGCAGCAAUGUUCACCAAGGUUGGGGUCAAUUCCAUUUGGAAUUUCAGUUAAUAAUAAUAAUAAUAUAAUAAUAAUAUGCCAUUUAGCAGACGCUUUUAUCCAAAGCGACUUACAGUCAUGUGUGCAUACAUUUUUACGUAUGGGUGGUCCCGGGCAUCGAACCCACUACCCUGGCGUUACAAGCGCCAUGCUCUACCAAUUGAGCUACAGAGGACCACGUUAACUUCUUGUAUUGACGGAAUUAUCACUUCAUCGAUUUUAAACUGUAGGCUAGAGGAAUCAGAUGAUAAUGAACAGGAAUACUUUUGUUAUCUAUCCGUAUUUAGUCCAUCUGUCCACCUCUGUUUUCAGGAGAAGCUGAAGUGGUUGAGGCCAUGAAGUCUUUUGCGGAGCUCACAGAUAAAGCCAGGUUUGUGUGAGAUGUUUGCAGGCGCACAGGUUCAAUGGCAGUAGUGCCCCUGGUGCAAUAGCAAAGGCACAACAUCACUGGAUGGUAGUUAUGGGAUUUGAACCAGCAGCCCUCUGGUGCUUGUCUGCCCCUCGAACCUCUGUCUACAUACUCCGCCACAAAGUUAUUGCCUGUCUCUUUGAUAUGGCUUAAAGAUGCAAUCUAGGAUCUUAAGCGCAACAAAUUCGUAACAUGUAAAAAAAGAUGUAUACAGUACCAUUCAAAAGUUUGGACACCUACUCAUUCCAGGGUUUUUCUUUAUUUUUACUAUGUUCUACAUUGUAGCAUAAUAGUGAAGACGUCAACACUAUGAAAUAACACAUGGAAUCAUGUAGUAACCAAAAAAGUGUUAAACAAAUCAAAAUAUAUUUUAUUUUUGAGAUUCUUCAAAGUAGCCACACUUUGCCUUGAAGACAGCUUUGCACACUCUUGGUAUUCUCUCAACCAGCUUCAUGAGGUAGUCACCUGGAAUGCAUUUCAAUUAACAGUUGUGCCUUGUUAAAAGUUAAUUUAUGGAAUUUCAUUCCUUAAUGCGUUUGAACGAAUCAGUUGUGUUGUGACAAGGUAGGGGUGGUAUACAGGAGAUAACCCUAUUUGGUAAAUUACCAAUUCCAUAUUAUGGCAAGAACAGUUCAAAUAAGUAAAGAGAAACGACAGUCCAUCAUUACUUUAAGACAUGAAGGUCAGUCAAUCCGGAAAAUGUCAAUAACUUUGAAAGUUUCUUCAAAUGCAGUCGCAAAAACCAUGAAGCGCUAUGAUGAAACUGGCUCUCAUGAGGACCGCCACAGGAAAGGAAGACCCAGAGUUACCUCUGCUGCAGAGGAUCCGUUCAUUAGAGUUAACUGCACCUCAGAUUGCAGCCCAAAUAAAUGCUUCACAGAGUUCAAGUAACAGACACAUCUCAACAUCAACUGUUCAGAGGAAACUGUGUGAAUCAGGCCUUCAUGGUCGAAUUGCUGCAAAGAAACCACUACUAAAGGACACCAAUAAGAAGAAGAGACUUGCUUGGGCCAAGAAAUACGAGCAAUGGACAUUAGACCGGUGGAAAUAUGUCCUUUGGUCUGAUGAGUCCAAAUUUGAGAUUUUGGUUCCAACCGCCGUAUCUUUGUGAGAUGCAGAGUAGGUGAAUGGAUGAUCUCCCCAUGUGUGGUUCCCACCGUGAAGCAUGGAGGAGGAGGUGUGGGGGUGCUUUGCUGGUGACACUGUCAGUGAUUUAUUUAGAAUUCAAGGUACACUUAACCAGCAUGGCUUCCACAGCAUUCUGCAGCGAUACGCCAUCCCAUCUGGUUUGCGCCUAGUGGGACUAUCAUUUGUUUUUCAACAGGACAAUGACCCAACACACCUCCAGGCUGUGUAAGGGCUAUUUGACCAAGAAGGAGAGUGAUGGAGUGCUGCAUCAGAUGACCUGGCCUCCACAAUCACCCAACCUCAACCCAAUUGAGAUGGUUUGGGAUGAGUUGGACCGCAGAGUGAAGGAAAAGCAACCAACAAGUGCUCAGCAUAUAUGGGAACUCGUUCAAGACUGUUGUAAAAGCAUUCCAGGUGAAACUGGUUGAGAGAAUGCCAAGAGUGUGCAAAACUGUCAUCAAGGCAAAGGGUGGCUAUUUGAAGAAUCUCAAAUAUAAAAUAUAUUUUGAUUUGUUUAACACUUUUUUGGUUACUACAUGAUUCCAUAUGUGUUAUUUCAUAGUUUUGAUGUCUUCACUAUUAUUCUACAAUGUAGAAAAUAGUAAAAAUAAAGAAAAACCCUUGAAUGAGUAGGUGUGUCCAAACUUUUGACUGGUACUGAAUAUAUUUGCAGGACGUAACAUAUCAUACGAAAUGGAUGAUGUAGGACACAAUUUGAUGACGUAGUACACAAAAAACCUGGGAGCACUUUUGGCUCGUAAGCACCACUCAAAACUACUGGCAAGAAUUAGUAGUGCAUCUUUAAGUGAGCAUUACCUGGUAAUGAAACAGUUGGGUUCUCUUGUCCUCCACAGGGUUGCGCUACAGGGAAUGGACUGGAGCAGGCUGGCCCAGUUGAUGGAUGAGAACUUUCAGCUGCGACGGUAAAGAAAAGUGUGACACCCUUUGAGCCUGUCAUUGGUUUUAGGAAGUUAAUCUCUUUGCUCCCAUGGAAAGAUAAAACAUGAUCGUCAACUGUCAUAGGGCCAGAAGAUUUUCCUGACCCACAUGACCUGAUCAGGAAAAACUCUUGGCCCUAAAGAGUGAAUUUUCAUAAACGAACAGCAUGAUUUUACGUAGUAAGAUUUAAGGGCACCUCAUUGUUCACAACAGGAAACAACUAAUACUGGAACGAUCUCUGUCCUAUAGGUCUGUGUACACCGAAGACUGUUUGGGACCAGGCAAUCUCACGAUGGUGCAACUGGCAAGACAGGUAAAGUAUAGAGUUACAAUUUCCAAGAUUAUCGUAUCUUUUUCCGAUUCUGCUCCUUUGUAGUUUUUGUUUAUCAUUCAGUGUGUUUGCUUGCAUUGCUUGCCAAUGCAGUUUGGCUCAGCUGCGAAACUACCCGGCAGUGGUGGUGCUGUAGUGGGCUUGUGUCUGGACCAAGGAAGACUGGUAAGACUUCUACUUUCACAUCUUAAACAACAAUGUAUACUGUAUGCGCUGUGGUAUCAAUGGAAAAUAGAUUAAUUGUGUUUCAUACUUUGGUCACUUUAUUUUGAUAGUCCCGUAUAAAUGGUUAAUUGACGCUCAAACUACUAUCAACUGCAACUCUGUAAUAUAACUCGACUUUACUUGAUACACCACAGCUUCCUAGGGUUAGGGCUAAAGUUUGAUAGUUACUUGAGCAUCUAUAAACGGGUCCAUCUGUAGGCCUUACGUAGAGGACUAUCCAGAUACAGUGUUACCCAUACAGUAGUAAUGUUGUGCCUGACUUUUCUUUGACACUAGGUGGAGUUGAGGAAAGCGUUCCAAGAGGCUGGCUGUGUGUUCUGUGUGAUUGUGCCAUAUAACCCAUCUGGUACCAUUGGAACCAACAGCCAACACUGAUUUUAAAUUAUUUAUAAUGGGCAUCUUAAUAAUCAAUCAAGUGUCAAAUCUGUAGCUAGGAUAACACAGCAUUAUAUUUUUCUAUUUAUGUGGGCAAAUUUGUAGCCCUUGAUUUCCUGUAUGAAUGGAUUAUGAUGAGACAGUUGUAAAAUUAAUCUGCCUUGUAAUGGUUUGUGAGUAAUUUAAUAAAUGUAACACAUUGUCUUUUUAUGAACAUUGAAUAAAUAAGGUUUAUUAAUUUUUGAGGCAAA